Triticum dicoccoides is the source of this 1581-nucleotide messenger RNA. RefSeq names its product FHA domain-containing protein FHA2-like. NCBI's taxonomy places the organism in Eukaryota, Viridiplantae, Streptophyta, Magnoliopsida, Poales, Poaceae. The coding region runs from base 348 to 1370 and encodes 340 amino acids. The record is from RefSeq and is a predicted model, not a curated record. Gene Ontology annotation, molecular function: protein binding; sequence-specific DNA binding. Gene Ontology annotation, cellular component: nucleus. Gene Ontology annotation, biological process: regulation of ribosomal protein gene transcription by RNA polymerase II. The transcript has 4 exons.
CCGGAGGGAGAGCUCGUCGUCUCGCGUGAGCUCGACCCCCAACCAGAUCCGGGCAUCUUCUCCGGCCGGCCGGGAUCUCCCGCCGUCGUGCAACGGCCGAGUGGCCGGCCGGGCUGGGACCAGUUUGUCUUCGUUCCGGUGAGGGGUGAGUUCAGAGUUGUAGCGCCGGCGGGCGGCGACCGGAGUGGAGGAGGGAGGCGGGAGUUUGCGUCCAGUAUCCCCCGCGACUGCGACGCCGGAUAGAGGAAGCGGUGGCGGAAUCUGGCGGCCGACGCGCCGGUUGAUCGGUCUGAGGUGGGGGGCACAGCUAAUCUUGGCGAAAAAUCGGGGGUUCAACUAAAGCCAUUAUGCCUCGCGCUGAGGUUGCUUUUGCAAUGCAUGCCGGUGAUGGUGAAGUAGAGGCAGGGUUCGCUAAGCUGCAGGGUGUGGAUUUUGAGUACUACAUGCAGACCUACUCGAUCAUGCUGGGCCGCAGCAGCAAGAAAUCGAUGGUGGAUGUCGAUCUCUCCAGCCUUGGUGGGGGGAUGAACAUUUCGCGCCACCAUGCGCGGAUAUUCUACGACUUCCAGCGCCGCCGUUUCGCGCUCGAUGUCAUCGGCAAGAAUGGCUGCCAUGUUGAGGGCGUCCUGCAUCUCCCUGGGAAUUCUCCUGUUAAGCUUGACUCGCAGGACCUCCUUCAGAUUGGGGACAAGAAGUUUUACUUCCUCCUGCCCACGAGGGCUGGGUCUAUCUUUGCGUCGCUUGCCGCUGCUCGACAAGCCCCUGUUAUUCCCUCACAGAUCCCGCUGCCACCGUAUGUGCAGCCAGGGCACCCUCGUGUGUCCGAUUUCCAUGACCGCCGCCCUGAAGGCGAUUAUGGUCGGGGCAGUGAUGACAUUGGGAAUGGUGUCAGUGAAAGUGGAAUGAAGGGCAAGCUGAAGAGAACCAAGAAGUCUCCUGGAGAUUUUGACAUCUAUGGUGGGCACAGAAUCAAUGUUGAACCAAUAGGAACAAUCGGCGAAGACAAUAGACCAGAAAUAAGGUUGAUGGGUGAUAGGGAUCUGGACAACCAGCACAUCCUUCAAUUGGAAGAGAAGGAAGUCGUGUCAUCUGUUGCGACUGUAUUAUCUGACCUCUGUGGUCCUGGACAAUAUAUGCCUAUGAGAGAACUCCACGCAGAGCUUGUGGGCCGGUUUGGCAACGUGUGGCACCACAGCAGAGUGCGGAAGUACCUGACCUGGGAGGACUGGUCGCCGAUUAUAGCCAAGGGGAGGCCAUGGUUUGGACUGCUGGAGCUGCUCAGGAAGCACCCGGAGCACUUCGUCAUCAACACGAAAUGGAAGGGCAGGGAGAUCUCGGAGUUUGUCUCGCUGGUUUCCUUGCUCUCCUAGGCGGAACCACAGAGCAGCAAGGCUGAUUCUAAGCUUUUCUUGCGUUUCGUUGCGCACCUGUAGUGCAGUAUCCAGAAGGCCGAGUGGUGUCCUGAUUUGUCUAUAAGAGAGCAUCAGUUUGAUGGAGCCACUGUAUCCUGAGUUUCUCUGACUUAGCUCUGUAGUGUUGAGAAUGUUGUGUGGAAACUUUGACUUUUAAGUGGUAUAUUCA